GAGGGGGGGAGAGCAAAGAGAGAAAGAGAGACAGAGAGAGCGAGCGCAGAGAAAGAGAGGGGCACGAGCGAGCAGAGAGAGAGCACAGAGAGAGCAGAGAGAGAGAGGAGAGAGAGCGAGAAAGAGGGGGGGGAGCAAAGAGAGAAAGAGAGACAGAGAGAGCGAGCGCAGAGAAAGAGAGGGGCACAGUUUGCUCCUGCAGUGCUGCAAGGACAGACUCCACUGACAGAGGAGGGGACACACACACAGCCCAGCCUGAAGAGAGACAUGUCUACAUAACAGGACCAUCAGCACACUAAUCAUUUCUGGACACUGACAGCAACACAGAACACAAAUAGAUGCCAAGGACUAGCACCUCAAAACAACCUCACCCUCACAGAGAGGGAGGUCACAUUUUGAAGGUGGAACAGUUUGAAGACGGACACGGUAAAGGAAGACAUUUGUUCUGGAAGAAGACCAACUAAAACAGGAGUAAUCAACGGUAUCAUCUACUCUCUGCGAUCUAUCUCUUGGAAGCGAAAAGAAGAGACUUUACAGUACAGGGCACUGGGCUGCUCUGCCUUCAACACUCAUACCCUUCUGUGCUGCUACUGCUGUUCCUGCUGUUCCAAACCAGGCUACAUCAGACAGUGGUACGCUGAAGGUAGUAGCUCUGCUCUACACUCUAGCUAGCUGUACUGCACUGACUAACGGAUUGACUGACUGACCAUGAGUGAGUCGAAGAAGGGUGAUCUGGCUAUCCGGGAUAAAGCCAUCCUGGGCCAGCAGAGGCGUCUGAAGCAGGCCACCCAGUUCACACACAAAGACUCAGCCGACCUGCUGCCCCUGGAUGGGCUCAAGAGAUUGGGCACCUCCAAAGAUCUGCAGCCCCACAGUAUCGUGCAGCGCCGCCUCAUGGCGGGAAACAUCACACAGCUGCGGGGCGAGGCCCGCGUGGGGAGACCCUCGCCCCUGGUCGACAGCAAGGAAGGGGGCGCCGGCGACGCAGAGGAGAAGAGCGAGAGCACGGCUGACGACUCCACGGAGGAGAGCGAGAGGAGCCUCGAGACGAGGUCGGACGAGGAGGAGGACAGCAGCGAGGCCGGGGGGGAGACAAGCAGCACGGCGGGGAAAGAGAAAACAGAGGAGGGGAGGAAGGAGAGGCCUCUCUCUACCCUGCUGGUCCAGUGCAAGUGCUGCGACACUGAGGUGAAGGCUUCCAUCAACACCGGGAGUCAACACAACCGCAUAUCCAGCUCCUGCUGCAGGAGGCUUGGAUUGGUUCCCACCCAGGAAGGUCCACCCUGUGAGCAGACAGAGGGCCAGGGCUCUGUGAGGGGCCUGCAGCUGCAGCUGGGCAGACAGAGUGUCCAGUGCUCUGCCCACGUCACCGAGGAUGAGGUGUUUGAGCUGUGCCUGGGUCUUCAGACUCUGCAGGAACUCAAAUGCUGUGUGGACCUGAGCAGUAGAGUCCUAAAGCUCCAGGGCUCAGGGGAGGAGCUGCCUUUCCUGGAGCCGCCAUUGGUCAGCCAGUGCCAUAACCAAGACAGCAAUGAGAACCUGUGACGCUGGCGUGUCACAACCUCCCUGCCGUCCCACGCCCUCCUCUGAUUGGCUGGCGCUGAAAAAACAUAAUGCGGUCCGGGUCGGGACUGUCCAAUCAGUGUCUCGCACUGCCAGGAACAUGGUUGACCACUCCAAUUCUCUUCAGUUUACACCAUUGUGUUUGUUUCUGUGGAAUUAAGACAUUACCAUGAUGUUACCCCUGUAUUGAAUUAGACUAGUUUAUGGAGCAGAUGGAGCUCAAGGAUUGGGACAAUUCUAUGUAACAAUCUUCAUAAUUAUGUACUUAAUCAAGGUGUUUUUUAUCUGCCAGACAGUGCAUCAUUGUUCAAUGCACUCAUGGAAAAAAGGAAUCCAAAAGGGUUCUUUGACUGUCCCCUUAGGAGAACUCUUUCUGGUUCCAGGUGGAACUAUUUUGGGUUCCAUGUAGAAUCCUCUUUGUAAAGAGUUCUACAUUGAUCUCAAAAAAAAAUAAAAAAAAAUAAACUGGAACCAAAAGGUUUCUACCUGGAACCAAACAGGGUUCUUCAAAAAGUUAUCCUAUUUGAACAGCCGAAGAACCCUUUUAGUUUCUAGAUAGCACCUUUUUCCCCCUAAGACUGUACUGAAACAUACGGAGGAGUCAGACGAUGAUUAUCAUUUGAAAUGAACAUAUUGUGAUUUGGAGGUAUAAAAUAAUUUACAUUGAUCAUCAAUUAAAUGCCCAAACUGUUUAAAAUCAAAAUCAGUUCAGCCUAGAGGAAAAAAAUGAUAUUUCCCUCACAUCCCUUUACAGAGAGAUAGUCUUCUAGAUGUCCUCUCAAACGUGCUCAAGAGAAACGGUGAACAAAAAACAGGUCUUAUGAAACCUUUGAAUCUGCCUGUUAAAAAAUCUAAUUGAGAGUCAGGACAGACAGGGAAUUCUGGAAGAGAUGUGAGGAGACUACUGCUACUCCUGAACUAACUGCCUUCAGCCAAGUGAAGACUCUCUCUCAUUUAUUUUCCCAAAUGAAGAGUGCUCCUAAGAAUGUCACGAUGACCCACAUCAAAACUAGUUCUCAAUAAUUCCACUUAAAAUGUUAAGAGUCCUGGAGUUGUGUGUGUCAGACGGACAGCACAGCAAAAAGAUCCAAACAUUCCAUAAUUCCGCAUGAUUUUUUGUAGAAGUCUGCUUUUGUAUACGUCUGGAUGUUAGUGUUCCUGUGAGAGUGUGUCAGUGUGUGUGACUUGGAGAUGUGCGAGUGCGUGUACGUACUGGUAGAUGUGCACUGUGUGUGUGUGGGUGUGUUGGAUGCAUGUCAAUCGAGGGGCUUUUCUGUUUUGAUAUGGUUAGUGGCUAGUGUUUCACAUGGGAAAGAAAAAGGGAUGAGUUCUAUUUACUUCUCCUCCUCCUACUCCUCCCAGCUCCUCCUCCUCCCAGCUCCUCCUACUCCCAUCUCCUACUACUCCUCCCAGCUCCUCCUACUCCUCCCAGCUCCAGUCAGAGGGAGCUGCCAAAACGGAGCCGACCCCAGCUGCCUUCCUUCCCUCGUCUUCUUCAGGGGACAUGAAUCACUCUGCUCUGAGGCUGCUCUCUGGGUCAAGGCCCUCAUAGAUGUUUGUUUAAGCAUAUUCUCUCUCUCUCUCCCUUCAUUUUUUAUGUUCAGGAAACAAAUCUGCUUGGUACAUUUUUACCUCUUCUCAUUUGGUACGUUAUUCACUUUGACAAGCCUUGCUUGCUGAUUUGGUAUUUUACUAGGACCGGUGCAGCAGCACAGAAUCAUCAUCAGGACCCUGCUUGUUGCCUGACUGACAGUUUCAAAACAAGUCACAUUUUCUUAGUCACAUGCGCCGAAUACAACAGGUUUAGACCUUACAGUGAAAUGCUUACUUACGAGCCCCUAACCAACAGUGCAGUUUCAAAAAAUAUAUAUAAGAAUAACAGACAAAAGUAACAAGUAAUUAAAGACGAGCAGUAAAAAAUAACAAUAUAUACAGGGGGGUGCCGGUACAGAGUCAAUGUGCAGGGGCACCGGUUAAUUGAGGAAGUAUGUACAUGUAGGUAGAGAUAAUCAAAGUGACUAUGCAUAGAUGACAACAGAGAGUGGCAGUGGUGUGGAGAGGGGAGGGGGGGGCAAUGUGAAUAGUCUGGCUAGCCAUUUGACUAGAUGUUCAGGAGUCUUAUGGCUUGGGGGUAGAUGCUGUUAAGAAGCCUCUUGGACCUAGACUUGGCGCUACGGUAACGCUUGCUGUGUGGUUGCAGAGAGAACAGUCUAUGACUAGGGUGGGUGGAGUCUUUGACAAUUUUCAGGGCCUUCCUCUGACACCGCCUGGUAUAGAGGUCCUGGAUGGCAGGAGAUUGGCCCCAGUGAUGUACUGGGCCGUUCGCACUACCCUCUGUAGUGCCUUGCAGUCGGAGGCCGAGUAGUUGCCAUACCAGGCAGUGAUGCUCUCGAUGGUGCAGCUGUAGAACAUUUUGAGAAUCUGAGGACCCAUGGCAAAUCUUUUCAGUCUCCUGAGGGGGAAUAGGUUUUUUCGUGCCCGCUUCACGACUGUCAUGGUGUGCUUGGACCACGUUAGUUUGUUGGUGAUGUGGACGCCAAGGAACUUGUAGCUCUCAACCUGCUCCAUUGCAGCCCCGUCGAUGAGAAUGGGGGCGUGCUCGGUCCUCAUUUUCCUGUAGUCCACAAUCAUCUCCUUUGUCUUAAUCACGUUGAGGGAGAGGUUGUUGUCCUGGCACCACACGGCCAGGUCUCUGACCUCCUCCCUAUAGACUGUCUCAUUGUUGUCGGUGAUCAGGCCUACCACUGUUGUGUCAUCGUCAAAUUUAAUGAUGGUGUUGGAGUCAUGCCUGGCCGUGCAGGCAUGAGUGAACAGGGAGUACAGGAGGGGCACCUGAGGGGAGGAUCAGUGUGGCGGAUGUGUUGUUACCUACUCUUACCACCUGGGGGGCGGCCCGUCAGGAAGUUCAGGAUCCAGUUGCAGAGGGAGGUGUUUAGUCCCAGGAUCCUUAGCUUAUUGAUGAGCUUUGAGGGCACUAUGGUGUUGAACGCUGAGCUGUGGUCAAUGAAUAGCAUUCUCACAUAGGUGUUCCCUUUGUCCAGGUGGGAAAGGGCAGUGUGGAGUGCAAUAGAGACUGCAUAAUCUGUAGAUCUGUUGGGGUGGUAUGCAAAUUGGAGUGGGUCUAGGGUUUCUGGGAUGAUGGUGUUGAUGUGAGCCAUGACCAGCCUUUCAAAGCACUUCAUGGCUACAGACGUGAGUGCUACGGGUCGGUAGUUAUUUAGGUAGGUUACCUUAGUGUUCUUUGGCACAGGCACUAUGAUGGUCUGCUUAAAACAUGUUGGUACUACAGACUCGGACAGGGAGGUUGAAAAUGUCAGUGAAGACACUUGCUAGUUGGUCAGCGCAUGCUCGCAGUAUAUGUCCUGGUAAUCCGUCUGGCCCUGUUAUUUGCCUCGAAGUGAGCAUAGAAGUGGUUUAGCUCGUCCGGUUGGCUCGUGUCACUGGGAAGCUCUCUGCAGUGCUUCCCUUUGUAGUCUGUAAUGGUUUGCAGGCCCUGCCACAUCGAACGAGCGUCAGAGCCGGUGUAGUACGACUCGAUCUUAGUCCUGUAUUGAAGCUUUGCCUGUUUGAUGGUUCGUCGGCGAGCAUAGCGGGAUUUCUUAUAAACUUCCGGGUUAGAGUCCCGCUCCUUGAAAGUGGCAGUUCUAUCCUUUAGCUCAGUGCGAAUGUUGCCUGUAAACCGUGGUUUCUGGUUGGGGUAUGUACGUACAGUCACUGUGGGGACGACGUCAUCGAUGCACUUAUUGAUGAAGCCAAUGACGGAUGUGGUGUACUCCUCAAUGCCAUUGGAGGAAUCCCAGAACAUGUUCCAGUCUGUGAUAGCAAAACAGUCCUGUAGUUUAGCAUCUGCUUCAUCUGACCACUUUUUAUUUUAUCAAUCUAGUCACUGGUCUUUCCUGCUUGAAUUUUUGCCUGCAAGCAGGAAUCAGGAGGAUAGAUACAUUUUUCCUCUUCUCAUUCGUUCCACUUUUGCUGACGUACGUUAUUCGCCUUGCUUGCUGAUUUGGUAUUUUACUAGGACCGGCGCAGCGGCACAGAAUCAUCAUCAGGCCCCUGCUUGUUGCCUGACUGACAGUUUCACACUACAGGGUCGACUACAGGACCGAAACGUACUGUGCUGGCUUGAAUAUCGUAUUUUCUCAUUAUCCUUUACAGCACAGUUCCAGCUACUAUGGUGGAUACGUAACGAGUCCAAUCCAGUACUGUACAGCUCGGCUUGGUUCAGUUUGACCCUAUGGUGUGAAUCAGGCAUGUGAGAAAGCCAAAAGGCCACGCUAUAAUCUUCCCACUAACAUGCAUUACACUCUGCCUUGAUCCAUUCGCAUUGUUUGGACAAUCGAGAAGCGCUUCAGACGCCCUCAAAAAGGUCUUCAAUACUCUGCUUUUACCAUCUGGGCCUGUAUUCAAAGAGUCUCUGAGUACGGGUUUCCACUAGUUAGCACAGCCACAGUCAAGAUUGUCUAUAUUGGGAAAAAAACAAAUGAAAACAAAAAUGAGCUUUUUGGUCUUAAUUCAAGAUUAGACAUAAGUUUUGCAGUGUGGUUACGGUUAGGUAUACAAAUCUGGUUUCAGGAAGAGAAGUAGAAAUAGGCUGGGUUUAUGACUUUGUGGCUGUGGUAACUAGUGACUACCCCGAGUAGGUGCUGAUAUCGGAUCAGUCAUGCCUUUCAGCUCAUAAUGGACAAUAUUACACAUGGACCUGAUCCUAGAUCAGCACUCCAACUCAGACUUUUUGUGAAGAUGGGUCUUGGACAGUGCCAUGCUCUCAACUGUGUAACAAUAUCCAUCUGACCUCUAGCUCUUUCUAUGGAGGUCACCCACAAAUAAUUGCUAAUGUUUCGUACUAGUGUACUUCCUAAUAUGCUGUGCGAUGGUAAUCGACGUAUGAAAUACAUUUAUUUUUUGUGUUUUUUCUGAACAGUAUUUUCUCUGCCUAUUAAAAGAUGUAUUCUGGCUA
Messenger RNA from Oncorhynchus nerka (sockeye salmon), 6520 nucleotides. RefSeq names its product nuclear receptor-interacting protein 2-like. Bases 709 to 1545 code for a protein of 278 amino acids. The record is from RefSeq and is a predicted model, not a curated record. The transcript is spliced from 6 exons. Gene Ontology annotation, biological process: proteolysis. Gene Ontology annotation, molecular function: aspartic-type endopeptidase activity. NCBI's taxonomy places the organism in Eukaryota, Metazoa, Chordata, Actinopteri, Salmoniformes, Salmonidae.